AGAUCUGCAUCAGAAUUGUCUCAACAUGGGCGAUAAUACAGCUUCUCCGCAACUAUCGGAUGAGGUUGAGGCUAGAAAAGCGUUAAUACUUAGGAAUCUGCAGGAAGCUCUAGGUGUUGAGAAGCUUGAGAAACAGCUAGCUACGCCCGGCAAACUUGUCCACGUUUACUGGGGUACUGCCACGACAGGACGGCCUCAUGUUGGGUAUUUUGUCCCUAUGAGGAAAAUUGCUGACUUUCUGAAAGCUGGCUUGAAAGUAACUGUUCUAUUUGCGGAUCUACACGCAUUCUUGGACAAUAUGAAAAGCACUUGGGAGCUGCUAGAAAAUCGGGUAAUUUACUACGAAUGUGUGAUCAGAGCACUGCUACUAGCCUUAGAUGUUCCCAUUGGUCAACUACAUUUCGUAAGGGGAACUAGCUAUCAGCUUUCCAAAGAAUAUACGUUUGAUGUGUUGCGGUUAUGUGGACAGGUUUCACAGCGCGACGCCCUUAGGGCUGGAGCUGAAGUUGUCAAGCAGGUUGAAUCGCCUCUCCUUUCUGGUUUACUUUACCCACUUCUUCAGGCACUUGAUGAACAGUAUCUCAAGGUGGAUGGUCAGUUUGGUGGAGUCGAUCAAAGAAAAAUAUUCAUUUUGGCGGAGGAACAGUUACCCAAGUUGAAACUCGGAAAGAGAUGGCAUCUGAUGAACCCAAUGGUGCCUGGUUUGACAGGAUCUAAAAUGAGCAGUUCUGAAGCUGACUCGAAAAUUGACCUGCUCGACAUGAGUGACUUAGUGGAGCGAAAAAUUCGUGGUGCUGUUUGUCCUCGGCAGGAGGAAGAUAACGGAGUUCUAGCGUUUCUGAAAUCUGUGCUUUUCCCUAUUGUUAGCCCUCAGUCUUUGACAAUCUCAAAUACUGAGUAUUACUCUUAUGAGGAAGUAAAAGAAGCAUUUUUGAAAGGUGCCCUAUCAGAAGACGAUCUGAAGAAAGUUCUUGCUGAAUUCCUCAACGAACUGCUUGCGAAGGUACAAGACCACUGCAGUACUGACAUCGUGCGCAACGCUUUGGAGAAAGGUUACCAAGAGGUAGUAGAGUCCAAAGUGGAGUCCAAUCUCCGACCGAUUGUGGAGCCCAGUGAUAACGACGCCGAUCUCAUAAGAAGUAUAGUCGGAUCCGAUCAGGUUGUCCUAGGCGAGGACUAUGCAUUGCGUUUGUGCUUAUCUGAAAGGAGACGUUUACGUGUAACGUUUGCCAUUCAUCCGAAAGGUCGCUUUCACCUAGGAUUUGUCAUGGGGUUACUGAAAAUGAAGUCAUUGGUUAUGAGUGGUGUUGAUAUUGACGGGAUUGUUUUAAUAUCGGACACAGAAGCCUUUCUUGAUAAUGAAAAGGUGGCCUGGGCUACGCGAAACGAUCGUAGCGAGUACUUUGUCGAGGUGUGUUCUGCUUUCAUCAAAUGUCUAGAGUUAGAUGGGAAAGUAAAAGCCAUGAAAUCAUCUGAUUUGGAGUCCAUCUUCUCACACGACUAUGUAUUGACUAUGUAUAAAAUGGCUUCGAUUGUUACAAGAGAUGAGACAUCUGUUUGCGAAGGGACAACACUAGCUGGCAAUCUUGUUCCUCUAUUUUAUGCCUUAAAUCAUCACCUACUGAAGUCCGACGUUGUCCUCCUUGGCGAAGACUGCAUCCCAAUAGCAAAUCUUGCUACCAAGCUCUGGGCUAGUCAAGGUUUCGUGCCACCUACACAGAUAGCUUUCCCCACCUUGCCUGGAUGUGAUGGGAAGAAGAUGGGUUGUUCUUCACCUGAUUUUCUUCUUGAUCCUCUAGAAACACCAAAACAAACAAAAACGAAGUUGGGAAGGUCUUUUUGUGAACCGCAGAAUUUACAAGGAAACGUUGCCAUGACCAUCGCAAAACAGCUGGUCUUCCCUUUGUUGUCAGGAUCAAGUCUCGAUAUCAAUCGUAAUGAAGACAACGGAGGAAACAUAAGUGUGAAGACCUAUAAAGAAUUGGAAUAUGAAUUUUUGAUAGGCUCAAAAACGGGUUUUCCACUUCAUCCAGGCGACUUGAAGAAUGCAGUAGUAUCAUUCAUCAAUGGUUCAGGAGUCACACCGCGCACCGUGGGCGCGACUAGGGGAGAAGGUGGCGGCUCAUACAUGCCUCGAUGCUAUAAGCAACCCGCGGCAGGAAUACUGGCUGGAGCUGACACUCGUGCUGCUUGUCAUGUUGCGGCACUUCGCAAAAAGUCCGCGCAAGACUUGAACCUGACCCGUGACCCUUAG
Molecule: messenger RNA, 2254 nt
Organism: Cylicocyclus nassatus
Lineage: Eukaryota; Metazoa; Nematoda; Chromadorea; Rhabditida; Strongylidae
Source: the annotation of a GenBank genome assembly